This is a messenger RNA of Diaporthe citri, 648 nucleotides long. RefSeq lists its product as uncharacterized. Lineage: Eukaryota; Fungi; Ascomycota; Sordariomycetes; Diaporthales; Diaporthaceae. The record is from RefSeq and is a predicted model, not a curated record. Bases 1 to 648 code for a protein of 215 amino acids. Gene Ontology annotation, molecular function: hydrolase activity. The transcript has a single exon.
AUGGCCGACGACAUCAUCCAGCUCCUGGACGCCCUCGGCAUCAGGUCAAAGGUCCACCUCGUCGGCCACGACAUAGGCGGCAUGGUCGCCUGGGCCAUCGCCGCGCGCCACCCGGACCGCGUCCUCACCGUCAACUGGGGCGAGUGCCCCCUUCCCGGGACGUCGGCCCACCAGCAGGACCGCACCGGCCGCGCCGUCGACCAGUUCCACUUCAUCUUCCACUGCGUGCGCGACCUGCCCGAGGCCCUUAUCGCGGGGCGGGAGGAGGUCUACCUGAGCCACUUCUUCAACAAGCUCGCGUUCAACACGGCGGCCAUUGGGUCGGAGGAUCUGGACCAUUAUGUGAGGGCGUACUCGCAGCCUGGAGCUAUGCGGUGUGCCCUUGAGGUAUACCGGGCGUUCUUGGAAGAUGCGGAAGAGAAUUGGGAGUGGAUCAGGACUCAUGGGAAGUGCAAGGUACCUGCUAUCUGUCUGAGUGGGGAGGAAAGCGCGCAUUGUGGGCAGGCGAGGCAGAUGCUUGCUGGGGUGCAUGAAGCCGGGACGUUUGAGGUGGCGACGGUGCCUAGGGCGGGUCAUUACCUGGCUGAGGAGAAUCCGGAUGGCUUUGUGGACAAGACAGUGGCUUUUAUCGUGAAACACCGGAGAUAA